CUUCAGGUCGCGCCGAGGAAGGAGCUCUCAGAAGACGCUCCUCGGGUUUGGAAAGAGAGAGACGGAAGAAGGGGAAGUAGAAGAGAGAGACGGUGGAGAUUGAAGUCUCGGUGUUGUGACGUGUGACAUAGACACGAGGGACUACUAGCCCCUGUCUCUUUCUCUGUGGUUAGCUGCUGCAUUUUUUUCCGUGUUUUGAUAAAGAUACAUUUGUUCCGGCCGUCCAAACAGAGCAGUGCAGAAAUCGAAAUAGAAACUUGUUGCAUUACGAAAGGAGUGUUGUAAUGGUACAUCACUGACGCGACAAAGGAAUUAAAGAUGAAGGAGACUCGCGCGCCCAUGUGGGCACUCGGCCUGGUGGCGGCAGCAGCGCUCUUGGCCUCCGUUCUGGCAGAGGGCGAUGACCUGGCCACACGAGACCGCCAGGGGAGAGUUGAGCUGCCUCCACACCCCCUGUACGCGUCCCUGCCGAGUGAGAACCGCAGGGUACUCACGCUUGGCGAAGGCGACGAGUUGCCCAACUACUUCUAUGAGGAUGACGAGGACGAAGGCGCUGCCGCUGGCGAGGACAUCGUCGGGGCCUUCGGCGACUCCGUGACGGGCUACAACCUCCCCGACUCCUUCUCGGCGGCGCCCUCCUACGCCGACCCCUCCCUCCUGACGGCCGUGAUGAAGCAGGCGGAGCAGGCCAACUUCAGGUACCCGCUGGCCACCACCCGCCGCCCUCCGGCCGACCAGGCGGCGUCGGGCAGCGUGUCGAGCGCUUCGCAGGCGACCGACAACGACCUGAACGCGUACUCACUGUUCCCGCCUCAGUUCCACGAGCUGCUGGCCAUCCCGCUGCACGUGUACAAGAACGGCUCGACGUACAACCCGCACGGGCGGCCCCACCACGUGCCCCUGCGCCCCUUCAUCUCCAAGGGCUACGCCAACACCAAGAUCCAGGGCGGAUCCAAGGUGCGCGUCCCCGAGAAGCAGGACACGCCCCACGUCGCCUACAAGCCCAAGCCCGUGUACGAGGACGCCCCCAAGCGACCCGCGACCAAGUACCAGACCACGACUCCCGCCUCUACUACUUCGACGACCACCACCACGACCACAACGACGACGACCACGCGUCCACCGACGACCACUACAACGUACCAACGGCCGAGACGACCAACGUACGCGUCGCCCCCUCCACGACCAUCUUACCGACCGACAGAAAGCACGACUACUGAAACGUACGACGAGACGACCGUCCCCUACUACUCACGACCCUCUAGCCUCCCCUUCCGCCCCCCCACGGGCUCCUCCCCACCCCUCACGAAGCCGACCCGCAGAGACCCCCCCGCAAAGGAGUCGUUCGACUACAAGAGACGACCCACCAUUCCCAGCGACCUCCCCCCCCUCAGGUACACCCGUCGCCCCUCCACAUACACGACACCAACCACGACCGAAAGACCCACGACCACCCCACGUCGCACGACCACCCCACGACCCACGACCGCCCCACGGCCCACGACCACCCCCUUCCCCGCCACGACUUUCCGCCGCACGACUCCCGCCCCACCGCCGCCCACCACGCGCCGCCAGCCCGACUUCAGCUACGAGACGUUCAGAGUGACGUCGAAGCCCGCCGCUGUGGCCGCCCCGGCUCGCGACGCCCUCCCGCCUUCGCCCCGCCCGACGCCCGGCGGCCGCCCGCGCCCCACGCCCGUGCAGCAAGACCCCCCGGCCGCCGCCGUCCAGCCUAAGCCCACGCGCGUCGAAAGGCCGCAGGCGGAGGGCGUGGUCGAGUUCCGCCCCUCGAAGAUCGACCCGUUCCUUCCCCCGAGGUCGCCGCCCACCACCUACCGGCCGCCCGCCGCCAACAGUCCAAUCCCCCCCCAGGGCACGCCUCAGCAGCUUCCUCCGGUAGUCAACACCUUCCAGCCGCCCGUUUCAGCGCCCGCGCCUCCCCCCAGCUCAGCCCCCGCCUCUCUCGACCGCCUUCCACCUCCGCCUCAGCCGCCCAGCAGGCCCUUCGUCCCCCCGCCUCCACCUCGACCCCCCACCCGCCCACUCUCUUCCCUGCCUCCAUUGCCCUCUGGCCGCCCACGACCCCUCGAGAACCGCCCUCUUCUUCCUCCUCCUCCUCCUCUUCCUUCGCCUUUCGCGAGACCCGCCGAAGGCCGCCCAGUCUUGCCUCCAGCCUCCUUCGGGCCACCGCCUCGCCAGCCCGCCCCGCUCGUGCCGCGCCCUUCGCCUGCCCAGCUCCCCGCCCCCAUCCCUGACACCAAGAAGCCGACCCGCCCCUGGAAGGACGCCUCGCACGCCACUCACUUCCAGAUCAUCGAGGUUCCCGAAGCCUCGCCGCCACGCCCUCAGGACGUCGCUGAACAGCCUGACCCUGGUUUUAACCUUCCUGCAGAAGCUGACAACCUCCCGAGACGCCCGCAGGCCCAGCCGGCGAAGCCCGACUUGGACGGAGUGAACGUCUUGCCACGAUUCCGCCCGAACGCCCCUCCGCAGCAAGAGACUUUCGGAUUCCAGGACCCCCCCAGGAGAGUCUUCAACACCCGCCCCCGCCCUCUGCGCCCGGACAGACGCCCAGUGCUGAGCAAGCGCCCACAUUUCUUGGAGAACUUCAGUUUCUUCGGUCGCACGCCCGUCGACCGGCGGCGGGGCGAGACAGGCCCUCUGGUGGACACCAACAACGCGAACGUCAAGGUGAGCACUAAGCAGCCCGAGGGAGACGCACUUCGCUACAAGCUCCACCAUGGCCCCGUCCCCAACAACGCGCAGAAGGUCGUUGUGAUCGGGCCGUUCAACCAGCCCCCGCCCGGCGCGCCCAUCAUCCCCCUUCCAGACAAGGAGGUGCCGCCACCCGUGGCGCCCAAGAAUCCCGGGCUCCUCCCACCUCCUCCUCCUCCUCCUGCGCCAAGCCGAAGAGUCUCAGCUCCUCCCCAGACGAAUUCUGGAGCCGUUAAGAAGCCGGAAACCCACCUCCCUCCCCCUCCCCCUCCUCCACCUGCAGGCAUCCCCCAGCCCCUCCUACGAGCCCCGGCCCCUCUCCCUCCUCAGCCGCUUAUCCAGGCGCCACCGGUGAGCUCUCAGGACCUGCUAGAGAAGACGGUUCCCGCGGGUGUCAACAGCGAGCCCAUGGACGCCGAGAAUAAAAAGGAAGACAGGAUGACGGACUCAGCCGGAGAGACUUCCACGAGCACGAGCAGCGCGCAGGGCCCCUCGCCCAACGCCUCCCGGACUGCCUUGGGCGCCACUGAUCCUGAGGAGGUGAGCGAGGAGCACAAGGAGGCCAUCAUCGCCGGCAGAAUCAGGUUCCCGGCAUUCCCCAGCGUCGAGAGGUCCGACUCAGGCAACGGCGGCCUCCCCCCCGGCGCCAUCCCCAUGCCAGUGCCCAUCUUUGACGGCUCCAAGCUGGUGGUGCCCGCCCACAACCAGGCCUCCCGCCGCGUCCUCCGUCUCCCAACUCCCAAGCCAUCCGCCUCGUCCUCCUUCUGGUCCUUCUUAGGCUUCGGGUCCUCCGAGCCCUCCCCGCCGCCCGUGGCAGCUGACAGACGGGUUGUUGUGGGCCCUCCGGCGCCGCACUCGCCCGCCCGCGUGCCCUCGCAGCCCGCCAAUUACAUCCGCCCUCCACCGCCCUUCAGGUCUCAGCCUCAGCAGGGUGUGACUUCCAAGCCCCGGCCAGUCUACAACCCACGCCCACAGCCCUUCUACACCAGAGCGGACCGCCCCGCUCCCGCCACAAGCCCGCGUCCUACGCCGGCCGCGAACCCGCCCCCGGUCUCGCACCCUGGCUCAGCCACGCGCCCCAACCCACCGGCGUUCGUGGCUCCGUCGGCGCGCCCUGAGGCCACGCCCCGCCCUUUCAGACAGAACCCUCCUUCGACAGAGCCAAGACCAGUCUAUAGACACACCUCUACAGCCCCCCCGCCCACUGCACCCACGACUACAACGACGACCACGACCUCCACUACCACCACCACCACCACGACCCCCCGACCCACGACCACCAGAUCGCCGACGUCACGCUCGCCACCCACGACCUCACAGCCCGUGACGCCCAUGCGCAUCACUGAGUACAACCCCUACUACGCCCAUGCGCCACAGUACGAUGAGAAUCGGGGUGGAUUCAAGCCGCCCACGCUUCAGUCUUCCUCUUAUGAUGGCUGGAGGGUCGUGGGCGUGCCGUCUACGCCCCUGGAAGGACAGGGCGACUCGCUCAGCCCCGUCGUAUCUUUCGUGAAGGAGAACACACCCGAGAUCAUUAUCAGGGCGCCCACUCACGAGAGCAACGACGACGACAUUGUGACGGGCGUGAUCAGCGACAGGAUGGGCGAGGUCGAGGACGAGGACCAACUCGUCCAAUUUUCGUCGCGACUCAACGUCGAGACGCCGGGAAUCGUCCAAAGUUACUGGGUCAAGGCGCCGUCCCUCGCCUAAGGCCUCAGGGAAGUGAGAGAGAGAGGGAGAUGGAGAGAGAGAACACGAGAGAGAGAGAGAGAGAGAGAGAGAGAGAGAGAGAGAGAGAGAGAGAGAGAGAGAGAGAGAGAGAGAGAGAGAGAGAGAGAGAGAGAGAGAGAGAGAGAGAGAGAGAGAGAGAGAGAGAGAGAGAGAGAGGCCCACUUCCCUCCUCCCAAACGUACCCUGAGGGCGACCCGAAGAGUCCCGGGGAUGAGCCAGCCCGGGAGUGCAACGGCGCUGUCUCCGGAGCCUCGCAGACGUCGGGUUCUCAACGAGAACUCCGCGCAUCCCUUAUAUGCUAAUUCUCUCCACAGGAUUCCGGCGACGGCGCUGCGGAGACUCAUCGGUGACUCAUUCUCAUGACUCAUGACCCAACAUCACCCACGUGACUCACAGUGAGAGACAAGCAAACAAACAAACAGAUGAAUUGAAACACACUAGUGACGUGUCCUAAAACGAGCAUUCAUGUCGACUUUUAUAGCAACAGUAGACAAGAACAUUAGUUUAUGCUCAAUAGAACUAAGGAUAAGUAAAUGGGUUACUUAAUUAACAUUUCCUCGAAUCUAACUCCGUAGGAAAUUAAUACUGAGGGGAUUUCUUUCCUUGCCGAACUCGACACAAAACUAGUGACUGUGAUAGAACAUCGACUUCCGCCUCGCUAUCAUUAGGGGAAGAAGAAAAGACAAGAAAAUAAUGACAAGUGCUCAAAGGGUGACAUGCAUUUUUUUUUUACUUACCGAAAAUAAGCAAAUUACCUCUUUUCCUUUGCAAUCGACUGUAUGCUACUGACUGACCUUGUAUGAGACUGGACUUUGACCUCAGCCACAUUAUUGGGGACAAUGGUGACCCAAGGUUUGUUCCGAGUCAUAUUUAUUAAUCACCUCGUCACUCAUUUAUCCAUUGAAUUAUUUAUGUUCAUCCACUCGCCUAUUUAUUACCUAUUUACUUGCCUAUCUAUUUAUUAAUCUAUUUAUUUAUCUACUCAUGUAUUUAUCUAUUCAUCUAUUCAUUCGUCCAUGCAUUCAUUAACUCAUUUCUUAACUUAUUCAGUUAUUAAUUCCUGUUAUAAAUUCACAUACCUAUUUAUUUAUUUAUUUAUCUAUUUAAUUAUUCUCAUAUAUCAUAUCACUCAUCCAAACUAUAAACAGAAUGAAAUUCAUCUUGAUACACUAUUUACACAAAUAGAAACAAGAUGAAAAAUUAUAGAUGCUUCACACUUUUUCAACUACUCUGGCUUUUAAAUACACGCGAAAAACACAGGGAAUCAGAGUCAACACGCAGGUCCAAUUAUAAGGUUUCGGAUCACCUUUUGUCCUCUAUUUUGGCUGCUGGUCGAACCUGUCUCGGUGAGCAUUUCGAGCUUUUUAUUCUUGAUUAUUUUUUUACUCUAAUUUAUUUUAUGCUGCUUCAUGUUAUACUCUGUCUCCUCUCUAUGUCUACUUUAUUAGCUGUGUCCUUUGGUGUCUUAUGGUACUUCUCAUUAGACUGUUAUUUCACUUGACGUGUUGUGACUGGAUAUGUUUAUUGUCAUGGACUGAGUUUUUCACGUUUUUUUCCAAUUGUUUCAGUGUUAUUUUGAAAGAGAAUGUACUUUUAUUUAUCUCUUUUGUUAGAAAGUUACAGAUUUUCUUGUGCCAGAUGAUAUGUACAACGUGACUGAAUUAUUUAUUCGGUGACUAAGGUAAUUUUGAUUCGCUAUUCGAUUUAUAUACUGACCUGUAGCCACAUUGUAACGUUACGCCUGCAUUCAGUUAUAAAAUGUAUUAAUCUAUAUUGAUUACAUUGUUAGACUUUCUAUUAUAUCUCCCAAGAAGAUUAAAAAAUCAAAAGCAUGACAUGACUUUUGACAUAGUUUACAAUCCACAAUAUCAGACAGUUGAAGUCUCUUAAAUGCUGACGAUGGAAAAACUACGACUGACACCCAAAUGACAUGACAACAUCAUCGAGACGUAAUAACAUCCAGUGACGUGACAGUGUAAUGACGUAAAAGCUGUGACACCUAUUUCUGUUUCUCUUUUGUGGACGAGAAAGGCAAGUGCUAAAACAGAAUACAGCGUCAGGAACAGACCUUACAAGACUGACGUAAAAAAAGAGAGAAAAAGUGACACGAAAGGAAAUACUGAAAUGAAGUGACUUGACGCACGCUUGCUUUGGCGGCAUGGACUAUAUCUGACAUGACUUCAGAUUUUACGCCAAAAGCACGUGAGGUCUUAUUCCCCUCCCCCCCAACCAUGCACCCCUCUCCCUCCUCCCCCCCACACCCACACUUGUACACAAAUAAGUUCAAGAAAUGAGACUGUCGAAGGAAAAUUAAAUAAUAGUGGCAUUCAAUUUCACGAUUUCCACUCCCUGGUUUGAUGGAGAUUGUUGAUAGUUUAAGUUAAAAUGUGUAGCUGAAUGUGUCGGUACCAAAAUAUCCUUUUCGUUGGUAGAAAAACCCACAAUGAAAAAACUAGAUUUAUUGAAAAUGAAA
Penaeus indicus is the source of this 6919-nucleotide messenger RNA. RefSeq names its product proline-rich protein 36-like. NCBI's taxonomy places the organism in Eukaryota, Metazoa, Arthropoda, Malacostraca, Decapoda, Penaeidae. The record is from RefSeq and is a predicted model, not a curated record. Bases 319 to 4425 code for a protein of 1368 amino acids. The transcript is spliced from 5 exons.